CCCCAAGCCCACUCACGCCCCUCUCAGCUCGCGUCGCCUUCUCUCUCUCACGCUCCACGUCUCAUCUCCGUCGUCUCUGGGACCCGGCAUCUUUCCUGCGAGCGCGACGCGCGGCGCCAUGACCGCCGUGGUGGGUGACAGCGCGGCGAUGCGCGGCGACGGCAUGGCCUCGCUGCCCUCGGCCGGCUCGCUGGCCGACCUGGCGCGCGGCUCGCCGGCGGCGGCCGAGUUCCCGCCGCAGCUGCUGCGCGAGUACCUCGAGCUGCUGCUGCCCGUCGUCAUGGCCGCGACGCCCGCCAGCCUGGCGCGCACCAUGUUCGCCGAUGCCGGCGGCCGCGCCACGGGCGAUUGGCGCGGCACGGCGCGGGCGUUCGCCUCGGACCCGAGCAAGAAGACGAUCUACGUCGAGAAGCUGCGGCGGCAGGGCGAGUCGGACUCGGACAGCGGCGUUGAGCUCGACUCAUUCGUCUAUCGCCUGGCAUACGAGCCCUCGUACACGCCGAACCACAUCUCGGCGAUUGCGCUCGUGAAGCGCAUCGACGUACUCGACCCCGAGGUGCCUCUGACGCAGCAGCUCAACCUCAUGUCGCUCUUCGGGCCGGCGUCUGUGUCCGAUGGGCCCGACGUGCGCGACGAAGCAGACGGCCGCGAUGGCGAAGAGGCCAACGGCAAGACCGUGGCGGCAGUGCACGAGUCGCCCUACGAGGCGCUCUACAGCGUGAUGCACAACGUCAUGGUGCCCUGGUUCGACGCGUACGUCACGUCCAAGGCGAGCGACAAGCAGGUCACGGCGGGCAGCCGCGCAGACGCAGACAACAAGGCCAUCCCAAUGGCAAAGCGCCGCUUCAACGACCUCGAGAGCAGUCUCAAGCAGCUGCAGCAGAGCGUUGACGUGCGCACCGUCGAGCUCUACGUCAACCCGCUCGUGCGUGCCGAGGUCGACCAGGCCGAGGCCGAGGGCCGCCAGCCGCGCAUGGACAGCCUGCGCAAGGACGACAACGCGAGCAUCGACGAUGCGCUGCUCAACAAGCUCUCGAGCGAGGUCAACGGCUGGGCAAAGGAGGUCCUCUCCGUCACCACGCGUGACCACGACGUCGAGGCCGGCAGCGCCUGGCAGGAGGUCAACUUCUGGCUGGCCAUGGACCGCGCCUUGGAGCACAUCGAGGCGCAGAUUGCGCGGACGGGCGUGCAGUUCACGCUCCGCAUUCUGAACAACGAGAAGCGCUACCACGCCGUCGCUGCGUUCAGCGCGACGGGCGUCAAGGAGAAGCGCAAGGUGGUCAGCAACCACGUGCUGCUGAUGCGCGACUUUCCGCUCGACGACCUCCUCUCGGCGACGGACCUGGACAUGUGCUCCGAGGCGCUCGACAACAUCUUCACGCACCUCAUCAAGAAGCUGCGCAUCAGCCCGUACCCGAUCAAGCGUGCGCUGCCGUUCGUCUCGGCCAUCUCGCGCGACCUCAAUGAGACGAUGCGCAAGAUCCUCGACUCGCACCGCCUCAUGUUCCAGGACUUUGCCCGCUUCACCGACACGGUCAAGGCCGCGCAGACCGUCUUUACGCGCUGGGACGAUCUGAUGAAGGAGUUCGUCAACACGGCGCGCGAGGUCACGCGCAAGCGCGCCGAGAAGUUCAUCCCGAUCAAGGUGACGGCGCACCACAAGGCGCUCGCUGAGCGGCUCGUGUACAUCUACAACUUCCGCUCGUCACACGACCAGCUGCGCGUCAUGGUCAGCUCUGGGCGCAGCCUGUCGGCGCCUGCGCCUCGCGUCGGACAGGCGGCCGACGGGCAGGUGCAGAAGCACACCGGGCAGGACGUGGCGGGCAUCGAGCUGGCCGAGGAGAUCGAGGCUGCGUAUGAGGCGAUCAAGACGACCGACGUGCUCGACGUCAGCCCCGAGGGAACGCAGGUGUGGUCGCAGGCCGAGGCGGCAUACAACGAGCGCGUGGCGCGCGUCGAGAACAGCCUCAUUGCCCGGCUCCGCGACCUGCUCGGCCAGGCCAAGAGCGCGCGCGAGAUGCUGCGCGUGCUGAGCCAGUUCAACAGCCUGUUUGUGCGGCCGAAAGUCCGCGGCGCCGUGCAGGAGUACCAGCAGCAGCUGCUCAACAGCGUCAAGCGCGACAUCCAGAGCCUGCACGACAAGUUCAAGGCGCAGUACCGCGCGUCGGGCGCAAAUCACAUGAGCCAGCUGCGCGACGUGCCGGAGAUUGCGGGCGCCAUCAUCUGGGCGCGGCAGAUCGAGCGCCAGCUGGACGUCUUUAUGAAGCGUGUGCAGGACGCGCUCGGCGAAGGCUGGGACUCGUACGCCGAGGGCAAGAAGCUGUCGAACGAGCGCGACACGUUCCGCCGCAAGCUCGACACGCGUCCGCUCUUCGACGCCUGGCUGCACGACAUUUCGCGGCGCGAGCUGAAGAUCAGCGGUCGCCUGUUCGACGUGACGCGCAACCGCGCCACGGACAGCUUCCAGCUCAGCGUCAACUUCGACCCGCAGGUCAUCGCGCUGUUCAAGGAGGUGCGCAACCUGACGUGGCUCGGCUUUCCGAUUCCACACGCUAUCUCGAACUUCGCCAAAGACGCGAAGCGCGUGUAUCCGUACGCCGUCAGCCUGAUGGAGACCGUGCGCACGUACACGCAGACGUGUGCGCAGGUGCGCGCGAACCCGACCGUCGCCUGCCUCCUCGCGCAGGUGCAGAACGACGUGCACGCGCAGAUCUCGCAGGGCAUGGCGCUGCGCUGGGAGAACUUUGGCACGGCCUACGACAGCCACCGCACGGCGGCGUACCUGCCCGGUGCGGUGGGAAACGAGGGCCUGGCGCGCGAGAACAAGCAGGUGCUCUUCGUGCGCCAGCUCGCGGGCAACGUCAGCCUGUUCCAGGACACGACCGACGAGCUCAUCACGAUGCAGCGCGAGGUCAACGCGGCCGUGGACGAGCUCUCCUCGUGCGCGUACACGCUCGAGGCUUUCUCGGCGCUGCUUGCGAAGAUCCAGGCGACGAUCGACCGCCUCAACCUCGAGGGCUACCCGAACCUGGACCACUGGGUGGCGGAGCUCGACUCGCGCAUCGAGGCGCUGCUCCUCGAGCGGCUGAGACUGAUCUCGGUGGCCUGGUGUGCCGCAUUCGUCCGCGAGGACGACAGUGAGGGCAAUGCUCGCGACUCGACAGCCGUCGCGCGCAAGGGCACCCGCAAUGCGCCGCAAGCCAAGGCUGCCCUUGAGCGCGACCACGUCGGCCUGACGCCCGUCACGCACGAGCUCAGGAUCCGCAACCAGGUCAUCUACCUCGACCCGCCGAUCGAGGACGCGCGUGCCAACUUCUACAAGCAGCUGCACGAUGUGCUCGCCAUCGUCUGCGGCCUGAAGCGCGUGCAGAGCUCGCGCUACGAGAUCGGCAUGCAGAUGCGCAAGACGGACGGCAGUGCCACCGAGCAGUCGUACGUCUCGCUGCUGACGCGCUUCACCGACGACACGCUCAGCCGGCCGUUCACGCUAAUCGAGCGCAAGGUUGGCGAAGUCGCGCAGUAUGUGGCCAAGUGGCUGCAGUUCCAGGCGCUCUGGGAUCUCGAGUCUGAGCACGUGUAUGCGCGCCUCGGCGACUCGCUCGAGGACUGGCAGCGCCUGCUCUCGGAGAUUCGUCGCACGCGCUCGACGUUCGACAACUCGGACACGCAGCGCAGCUUCGGCAUCGCUGUCAUCGACUACGAGCAGGUGCAGAGCAAGGUCAACGCCAAGUACGACACAUGGCAGCGCGACCUGCUCAACCGCUUCGGCACCAAGCUCGGCGCGGCGAUGCGCGAAACGCACGCCGCCAUUCGCCAGGCACGCGUCGAACUCGAGCAGCACAGCAUCGAGGCCAGCUCGACGGCGCAGACCGUGGCGUUCAUCACCUCGGUGCAGGACCUCAAGCGGCGCGUGAAGCGCUGGACGCCGCAGAUCGCCGUCUUCGGGCAGGGACAGAAGACGCUUGAGCGGCAGCGCUACCUCUUCUCGCAGGACUGGCUCUACGUCGACCAGGUCGAGGGCGAGUGGAGUGCCUUCAACGAGAUCCUUGCGCGCAAGAACGCCUCGAUCCAGGAGCAGCUCGCCGGCCUGCAGAUGAAGAUCAUCGCCGAGGACCGCAUCGUGGCCGACAAGAUUGAGCUCAUCGUCGCGGAGUGGGAGGCGCAGAAGCCGAUCCAGGGCACCAUGCGUGCCGACGCCGCGAUGAACACCAUCGGCGUGUUUGAGACGCGCGUGACGAAGCUCAGCGAGGACCGCGAUCUCGUGGUGCGCGCCAAGGAGGCGCUCGACCUCGAGCACACGGCAGACGACCGCCUGGAGCCCGUGGCAGAAGAGGUGCGCGACCUCAAGGCCGUCUGGACCGCCCUCUCCGGCACAUGGAGCCAGCUGGCCGAGCUGCGCGAAGGCAACUGGAACAACGUGCAGCCGCGCAAGCUGCGCCAGCAGCUCGACGCCAUCCUCAACCAGACCAAGGAGAUGCCGUCGCGCAUGCGCCAGUACGCCGCGUUCGAGUACGUGCAGGACCACCUGCGCACGCUGCUCAAGGCGAACCCGCUCGUCGCCGAUCUCAAGUCCGAGGCAAUGCGCGAGCGCCACUGGCGCUCGCUGUUCAAGCAGCUCAACAUCAAGUCGCACUACACGCCGAGCUCCAUGACGCUCGGCACCGUGUGGGACCUCGACCUGAAGCGCCACGACGCAACCGUCAAGAGCGUCAUCACCAUUGCGCAGGGAGAGCUCGCGCUCGAAGAGUACCUCAAGCAGGUGCGCGAGGUCUGGACGUCGUACGACCUCGAGCUCGUCAACUACCAGAACAAGUGCCGCCUCAUCCGCGGCUGGGACCCGCUCUUCACACAGGCCGGCGACCACACGUCGGCGCUGCGCUCCAUGUCCAACUCGCCGUACUUCAAGGUGUUUGAGGAGGAGGCAAACCUGUGGACGGGCCGCCUCGAGGUCAUCUCGCUGCUCUUCGAGACGGCGCGCGACGUGCAGACGAAGUGGGUCGACUGCUCCGGCAUCUUCUCGGGCGCCGGCAUCCGCCAGAUCCUGCCGAUGGAGUCGCAGCGUUUCCAGACCAUCGACACGGAGUUCCAGGCGACGAUGAAGAAGAUCGUCAAGUCGCCCUUCGUGCUCGACGUGAUCCAGCUGCCGGGCAUCCAGGCCUCGUUCGAGCGCCUGCGCGACCUGCUGGAGAAGAUGCAGAAGGCGCUCGCCGCGUUCCUCGAGAAGCAGCGCAACAUAUUCCCGCGCUUCUACUUCCUCGGCGACUCGGACCUGCUGAGCCUGCUUGGCUCGAGCAACGACAUUGCGCGCGUCACGAGUCACCUCAAGAAGAUGUUCCAGGGCGUGGCCUCGGCGACGAUCGACGAGGCGGACCAGACGCGCGUCCUGGGCGUUGUCUCGCCGCAGGGCGAGGCGGUGCUGCUCGGCACGCCGGUCGACACGAAGGGCGCAGCUGUGCACGAGUGGCUGCAGGCGCUCGAGAGCGAGCUGCGGCGCACCACUGCGCUCCGCCUUGCCGCCGCCCACGCAGAGCUGCACGAGAUCCGCGAGUCCGGCACCAUCGCCAAGCGAGCCAGCGACUGGAUUGGCGCGCAUCCCGGACAGGCCCUCGUGCUCGCGCUGCAGCUCGAGUGGACGAGCAUGGUGGAGGCCGCGCUCGACGGCGGCAACGUCGCCGAUCUGCCCUUCCCUCAGGCCUUCUUGGACGAGCUCUCGGCGCUCGUGGUGCAGGACCUCUCGCCGCUGAAGCGCAAGUCGAUCGAGAACCUCAUGAGCGAGCUCGUGCACCAGCGCAACAUCAUCCGCGAGGUCGUCGAGGCGCGCAGCACAUCGUCGGACGACUUUGCGUGGAAGAGCCAGAUGCGCUUCUACUCGGCGCCGGGCUCUGACACUGCCGUGACGGUCUCCGUGGCCAUGGCCGAUGCGACGUUCGACUACGGCUUCGAGUACCUCGGCGUGCCCGAGUCGCUCGUCUGCACCGGCCUGACCACGCGCUGCUUCCUGACGCAGACGCAGGCGCUGUCCAAGGGCUUCGGCGGCGGUGCCGUGGGUCCUGCUGGUACCGGCAAGACGGAGACGAUCCGCUUCCUCGCCACGCGUCUCGGCCUGCCGUGCUUCGUGACCUGCUGCGACGACUCCUUCGACGUCAAGGCGGUGGCGCGCGCGCUCAUCGGCUCGUUCAAGACAGGUGCCUGGUCUUGCUUCGACGAGAUGAACCGUCUCACGGAGACGACGCUCAGCAGCGUGUCGCAGGACCUGCUCGCCAUCCAGACGGCAAAGCGCGCGGGCAAGAGCGCCAUGAUCUCAGGCCAGGAGGUGGUGGUCGCGCCGAGUGCGGCCGCGUUCAUCACGCUCAACCCCGGCUACAGCGGCCGUGUAGUGCUGCCGGCCUCGCUCGUGCGGCAGUUCCGCAACAUCGUCAUGUCCUCGCCGGGCCUCACGCAAAUCGCAGAGGUCAUGCUCUUCGCUCAGGGCUUCAAGACGUCUGGGCAGCUUGCGUCGAAGAUCGUGCCGCUGUUCUCGCUCUGCGCCGAGCAGCUGAGCAAGCAGCCGCACUACGACUUCGGCCUGCGAGCGCUCAAGCAGGUGCUUGUGUCGGCCGGUCGCCUCGUGCGCGAGCAGCUCGCCAAGAGCCGCGAAGCCGGCGCAGACGCGAGUGUGGACAUCGCCGCGCAGGAGCAGGAGAUUCUUGUGCAGUCGGUCAUCGUUUCGGUCGCGCCCAAGCUCGUCGGGGAUGAUGUGACGCUGCUCACUAACCUGCUUGGCGACGUGUUCCCGGGCGUCAUGCCUGCUGCGCACGACUUUGGCGCGCUGCGGACGCACAUCGAGGCAGUCUGCGCCGAGCGGCACCUCGUCGCGGACGAGCUGUGGGUGUCGAAGUGUCUGCAGGUCUACCAGGUGUCGACGAUCUCGCACGGCCUCAUGCUUGUCGGCCCGUCAGGCAUGGGCAAGACGCAGGCGUGGCAGGUGCUGCUUGCCGCGCUGCAGCGCCACGAGGGCGUCGAGGCCGUCUCGUACGUCAUCGACCCGAAGGCCGUCUCCAAGGACGCGCUGUACGGCACACUCGACCCGACGACGCGCGAGUGGACGGACGGCCUCUUCACCAACGUGCUGCGCCGCAUCCUCGACAAUGUGCGCGGCGAGAGCGCCAAGCGCCACUGGAUCGUGUUCGACGGCGACGUCGACCCGGAGUGGGUCGAGAACCUGAACAGUGUCCUCGACGACAACAAGCUGCUCACGCUGCCAAACGGAGAGCGUCUCGACCUGCCGCCAAACGUGCGCAUCGUGUUCGAGGUCGAGCACCUACGAUACGCCACGCUCGCUACCGUGUCUCGCUGCGGCAUGAUCUGGUUCAGUGACGACAGCGUCAAGCCGUCGAUGCUGUUUGCCAACUACCUCGGCUCGCUGCGCUCCACGGAGCUCGGCAGCGACGACGACGACGCGCUCACUGCCCGUCGACUGGGCGGCGCUGCGGCAAGCGCGCUGAACGACGUCUCGCCCAACCUGCUCACGCAGCGCGUCAUUGCCGACGCCAUCGCGCCCUUCUUCGAGCGAGGGGCGCUCGUCGAGCUCGCGCUGGAGUACGCCGCCGGCGUGUUCCACAUCAUGGACUUCAUCGUGGCGCGCGCCCUCUCGACACUCUUCUCGCUCGUCAACAAGACCGCGCGCAACGUGGCCGACUACAACGCGCUGCACCCCGACUUCCCGCUCAGCGUGCAGCAGGUGCAGUCCUACGCCACGAAGCGGCUCAUCGUCGGCCUCGUCUGGGCCUUCACCGGCGACUCGAAGCUCGACGUGCGCGCGCAGAUGGGCGAGUUCCUGCGCGACAACACCGGCCUCGAGCUGCCGCCGCUCGGCAACGGCGCCUCGCUCAUCGACUACGACGUGCAGGUCAGCACGGGCGAGUGGUUUGAGUGGGCGAGCCGCGUGCCGACCGUCGAGAUCGAGACGCACGCCGUCGCCAGCGCCGAUGUCGUCAUCCCGACGAUGGACACGGUGCGCCACGAGGAGGUGCUGUACUCGUGGCUCUCCGAGCACAAGCCGCUCAUGCUGUGCGGCCCGCCGGGCUCGGGCAAGACGAUGACGCUGUUCAGCGCGCUGCGCAAGCUGCCCGACCAGGAGGUCGUCGGCCUCAACUUCUCGAGCGCCACGACGCCGGAGCUCAUCCUCAACACGUUCGAGCAGUACUGCGAGUACCGCAAGACGCCAAACGGCGUCGUGCUGUCGCCGCAGCAGAUGGGCCGCUGGAUCGUGCUCUUCUGCGACGAGAUCAACCUUCCGGCGCGCGACAACUACGGCACGCAGCGCGUCAUCUCGUUCCUGCGCCAGCUCGUCGAGUGCGGCGGCUUCUGGCGCGCCUCGGACCUGGCGUGGGUCACGCUCGAGCGCAUUCAGUUCGUCGGCGCGUGCAACCCGCCGACGGACCCGGGCCGUGUGCCGCUGAGCCACCGCUUCCUGCGCCACGCGCCGCUCGUCAUGGUCGACUAUCCCGGCGAGGUGUCGCUGAACCAGAUCUACGGCACAUUCAACCGCGCGCUGCUCAAGCUCACGCCCAACCUGCGCGGCUACGCCGAGGCCCUCACGUCGGCCAUGGUCGACUUCUUCCUCGCCUCGCAGCGCCGCUUCACGCCCGACAUUCAGGCACACUACGUGUACUCGCCGCGUGAGCUCAGCCGCUGGGUGCGCGGCCUGUACGAGCACCUCAAGCCGAUCGACGACACCGUCACGCUCGAGGGCCUCGUGCGAGUGUGGGCGCACGAGGGCCUGCGCCUCUUCCGCGACCGUCUUGUUGGCGAGGACGAGAAGGAGUGGACGGACCAGCAGCUCGAUCAGACGGCGCUGAUGCGCUUCCCGACGGUCGAGCAGAACGCGCUGCAGCGGCCCAUCAUCUACAGCAACUGGCUCACGCGCAACACGAGCUCCGUCGGGCUGGACGAGCUGCGUGCGCACACCGUCGCGCGCAUGGCGCAGUACAGCGAGGAGGAGCUGGACACGAAGCUCGUGCUGCACGACUCGGUGCUCGGCCUGGCCACGUCCGUCGACCGCGUGCUGCGCCAGCGGCAGGGCCAUCUGCUGCUCAUCGGCGCCUCGGGCAGCGGCCGCACGACGGUGACGCGCUUUGUCGCCUGGCUCGUGGGCCUGAGCGUCUUCACCAUCGCGCCGAGCCGCAAGUACGGCAUGGCCGAGUUCGACGAGGACCUGCGCACGGUGCUGCGCCGCGCGGGCACGCAGGGCGAGAAGAUCUGCUUCAUCAUCGACGAGGCGCAGAUCAAGUCGCCCGCCUUCCUGGAGCGCAUGAACACGCUGCUCGCCAACUCCGAGGUGCCGGGUCUUUUCGAGAACGACGAGUACUCGGCGCUCAUGACGGCGUGCAAGGAGGGCUCGCAGCGCGACGGCCUGAUGCUCGACUCGCCCGAGGAGCUGUACAACUGGUUCUCCUCCGAGAUCGGCAAGAACCUGCACGUCGUCUUCACGAUGAAUGUGCCCGAGUCGGGCGUGAGCUCCAAGGCCGCCGCCUCGCCAGCGCUGUUCAACCGCUGUGUGCUCCUCUUCCUGUAGAGCGCUCUGCCACUGCGCGACUGACCGAAUCUAUGCUACAUUACGUCUC
This is a messenger RNA of Tilletiopsis washingtonensis, 9605 nucleotides long. Its product is annotated as putative cytoplasmic dynein heavy chain 1. Bases 119 to 9556 code for a protein of 3145 amino acids. The record is from RefSeq and is a predicted model, not a curated record. Gene Ontology annotation, molecular function: dynein intermediate chain binding; minus-end-directed microtubule motor activity; ATP hydrolysis activity. Gene Ontology annotation, cellular component: dynein complex. Gene Ontology annotation, biological process: microtubule-based movement. Lineage: Eukaryota; Fungi; Basidiomycota; Exobasidiomycetes; Entylomatales. The transcript is spliced from 13 exons.